AUGAUAGAAUCGGAAGAGCAUCGUAAGCUUUCGGAACAAGACUUGGACCGGGAGGGACUUUGGGAAGAGCAUUUUCAAUCGCAUCAGGAUAGCAAGCCGUUUGGGCCCAUGAGUGUUGGCAUGGAUAUAGAUUUUCCCGAAUCGAAUCAUUUAUACGGUAUUCCUGAGCACGCCUCAUCGGCGACUUUAAAAACGACAUUUGGGGAAAAUGCUCAUUUUAAGGAGCCGUACCGGCUUUACAACUUGGACGUGUUUGAAUACGAAUUGGACGAGACUAUGGCACUUUACGGAAAUAGCGUCAAAACUGGCACCACGGGAGUCUUCUGGUUCAACCCUACCGAGACCUAUGUUGACAUCGCGUCUUCGUCUGGAUCAACGGGAACGCACUGGAUCAGCGAAAGCGGAAUCAUUGACGUUUUCUUACUACCAGGACCAGAUCCGUCUUCCGUUUACCACCAGUACGCUACUUUGACGGGAACGACACCAACACCACCCAUGUUCUCCUUGGGAUACCACCAGUGUCGCUGGAAUUACAAGGACGAGAAGGACGUAUACAUGGUACACGGCAAGUUCGAAGAGCUGGACUAUCCCUACGAUGUACUUUGGCUGGACAUAGAGCACACAAACGGAAAACGUUACUUUACUUGGGACAGCAGCUUGUUCCCAGAUCCCAAAACCAUGCAGAAAACUCUGGCCGAUCAAGGUCGCCGUAUGGUGACGAUUGUUGACCCGCACAUUCUCCGCGAUAACAAUUAUUAUAUUCAUAAAGAGGCGACGGCCAAGGGACUUUACAUAAAAGAUAAGCAAGGGGAGAAGGAUUACGACGGCUGGUGCUGGCCGGGAUCCUCGUCCUACCUUGACUUUACGGACGAAAACGUUCGUUCUUGGUGGGCUGACCAAUUUUCAUACUCUCGCUAUGAAGGAUCCACGCCAACGUUGUUUACUUGGAAUGACAUGAAUGAACCCUCAGUUUUUAAUGGUCCGGAGGUGUCCAUGCAAAAGGACCUUCGAAACUUGCACGGUGACGAACAUCGCGAGUGGCAUAAUCUAUACGGCAUGCUUUUCCAUCGCGCUACGGGAGAAGGACACAUUCGUCGUAGUCCGAGCGAAGAUAUUCGUCCAUUUGUCUUGAGUCGAGCAUUUUUUGCCGGUAGCCAAAAAUACGGAGCGAUAUGGACUGGCGACAAUACAGCCGAUUGGGGACAUCUACAGGUCGCGGGGCCGAUGUUGCUAAGUUUGAAUACGGCGGCACUCUCUUUCGUCGGCGCAGAUGUUGGUGGUUUUUUCGGUAAUCCAGACGCUGAGCUGUUUACACGGUGGAUGCAGGCUGGUGCGUACCAACCAUUCUUUCGGGGUCAUGCCCAUCACGACUCCAAACGAAGAGAGCCAUGGAUGUAUGGCGAAGAGACAAUGCAACGGCUUCGUCAAGCUGCAUUGUGGAGGUAUCAGCUGCUUCCUUUCUGGUACACAGUUUUUCAUGAGGCUGAGAUUUCUGGGAUGCCGGUCAUGCGUAUGAUGUGGAUGCAAUAUCCCGAAACGGAGGCAAUAUUUGGGGUAGACGAUCAGUAUUUGAUUGGGGCCGAUCUGCUGGUGAAGCCAAUUACGGCAGCUGGUGUUUCGGAGGUAGAAGUGCUCUUUCCCACAGACCAUCUUUGGUAUGAUGUUAAAUCCCUGCAAAUCGUUUGCUCUACAAUUGCUUCCAUGAGCGUCGAGUCCCGGACUAUAUCGUCAGCAAUAGAUGAGAUUCCAGUUUUUCAGCGCGGAGGCUCAAUCAUACCACGUAAGCUGCGACUCCGUCGGAGUACCACGACGAUGAAGACUGAUCCCUACACACUUUUUGUUGCUUUGGAUGAUUCCUACCAAGCAUCGGGUACGCUGUACAUGGAUGACGAAGAAACGCUGGGCUACAGCAAACGUGCUGAGUGCGCUGAUGCGAGCAUUAGCGCUGAUUUGAGUGAAGGCGCUGCUGAGGAUAGAAUGAUUGAACGUAUUGUGAUCAUGGGGUUUCCGAGCACACCAAAAGCUGUGAGCGUCAAUGAAGAGUCGCUUGACUUUAGCUUUAACAAGUCUUCGAACGUUUUGGUUGUUCGCAAGCCUGAAGUCUCGGCCCUCAGGGACUGGAGCAUCAAGAUUGUGUGAAAUAAAAACAACGAAUAAACGUAAAACUCGUUAAGCGUCC
Molecule: messenger RNA, 2179 nt
Organism: Phaeodactylum tricornutum CCAP 1055/1
Lineage: Eukaryota; Bacillariophyta; Bacillariophyceae; Surirellales; Neidiaceae
Product: alpha subunit of glucosidase
Exons: 3
Coding region: 1-2139 (712 amino acids)
Biological process (GO): carbohydrate metabolic process; N-glycan processing
Molecular function (GO): alpha-glucosidase activity; carbohydrate binding
Source: RefSeq, a predicted model, not a curated record